Cercospora beticola is the source of this 964-nucleotide messenger RNA. RefSeq names its product Aim41p (gene AIM41). The record is from RefSeq and is a predicted model, not a curated record. Lineage: Eukaryota; Fungi; Ascomycota; Dothideomycetes; Mycosphaerellales; Mycosphaerellaceae. Gene Ontology annotation, molecular function: carbon-nitrogen ligase activity, with glutamine as amido-N-donor. Gene Ontology annotation, cellular component: mitochondrion.
GGAGGUCAGCUCAGAGAGCUUAGCUCCCAGCCAUCACUUUUCAUCAACAAUAGCACAAUCACAACAAUGGCUCUCAAUACGACGACACGAAUGCUCCUGCGCAGCAGAAUAGCCCUUCGCAACAAUUGGGUGUGCCAAUCAUGUCAAACGAUUCGCUACUCAUCCACAGAUGCCCCAGCAUCACCACUUCUCUCCAAGCUCAAGGGUGACCUGAAAACUGCGAUGAAGGCCAAAGAUACAGCGCGUCUAAACGUCCUCCGAGGAGUCAUUGCCGAAGUAACGAACUCAGCGAAGACCUCUAGCCCCAUCAAGACGGACAUGCAAUUGUUGUCAGUCCUGAAGAAGAGAGUGGCUGCAGCAAAAGCAGCUCAGCAAGAGUUCAAGGCUGCUGGACGAGACGAUUUGGUGGAGAAAGAGCAACAGCAAGUAGACGUAUUGGAUGAGUACGCCGACAGCGUCGAGACCAUGGGUGUUGAGGAGAUUCAGAAUGCUGUGAAAGCAGUGGUAGACCAGGCGAAAGCAGCUGCGGGGAACGCGAAGAUCAACAUGGGAGAGAUUCUGAAAAAGGUACUUGGGCCAGGCGGAAGUCUGGAAGGGAAGCCGGUUGAUCGUGCAGAGGUCGCGAGAAUUGUCAAGCAGACUUUGGGACAGUGAGCCUCUGCCUCACUCGAAUGCGCACAUCUACCAUUCCCAGCGGCGCAAUUCAGCGAGCAGGACCAACAUCGCUCCCUCAAAUGCGCGCUUGUGGUAAAGAGGGUUUCAAGCUUGCGACCGGGUAUGUUGACACUCUGCCUGGUCUGCACUGCACUGAUGAUGUGCUGUGGCGACGUGCUUGGAUACGGAGACAGCAACUCAUGUACAACAGAAUUAUGUAACGAUAGCCAAGAGUAAGUCUUCACUCCCACGAAACUGGCGCGUGGACGUUCAAAGCCUCCAAAUAACAUCUCACUUGGUCUGUCACCCA